This is a messenger RNA of Coturnix japonica (Japanese quail), 3094 nucleotides long. It is a transcript of the gene RHCE, whose product is annotated as Rh blood group CcEe antigens. Gene Ontology annotation, molecular function: ammonium channel activity. The record is from RefSeq and is a predicted model, not a curated record. Gene Ontology annotation, biological process: ammonium transmembrane transport; ammonium homeostasis. Gene Ontology annotation, cellular component: plasma membrane. NCBI's taxonomy places the organism in Eukaryota, Metazoa, Chordata, Aves, Galliformes, Phasianidae.
UCGGGGCCUGUCGGGGCCUGUCGGGGCCUGUCGGGGCCUGUCGGGGCCUGUCGCCUUUGGGAUGUGUUCUUGUGUUCCCCCAUUGUUUGUGCUGGAAGAAUUUGUAGUAAAUGUCCGAAAAAAGGGGGAAAAAAAGGGGUAAUUUUGUUGAACUUCACACAUCCAGGAUGGCGGCUGGAGGGCAGGAUCCCGGCUGUGGUUCCCAGGUUGCAGAUGGCAGCGCUGUGAUGGUGAAGUCACUGCAGCCCCAGCUCUGUUUGUUGCUGUAGAGCUGAUAGUUCUAAAGCAGCUCAGCUGACAUUGAACAAGGUCUGAGUUACCCACCAAAGCUGCCAAACCCCCCCCAAAAGGAGCUGGGUGGGAUGGUGGGUGUCCAUUUAACAUGGGAUGCAGCAGCUUUGCCACACAGCCCUGUGCUGUGUGCCCCAAAUGCUGCCUUUAAUGGCUCCUUGUUUAAAGAAAAUACAUGUAAGGACACACAAAGCACAGGGCACCUCACAGCUGCGCUGUGGCAAUAGAAGCUGAUGCAGGUUAGGAUGGAAUCAGGCUGGUUCGCAGUUAAAAGCCUGCACUGUGUCUGUCUGCAGCUUCCAGGCCUGGCGUUACCCAGGGGGAUGUUGUGGCUGGUGGGUUGUAGAUUAACAAAGGUGAGAAGCACAAGUGGAAUCUCAGCAGAGCCUUCCCUGAGGUCACAGCGGUGCCUACAAGCAAUAUAAAGAAACAAUGAUAUUGCAUGAGCCUUCUGCUCCUGUGAGCCUGUGUUCUGCUCUGGCCAUUCAGCAGAUAUGAGGAGCUGCAGCAGCUGGACACCAUGGGAUAAAUAUCCAUUAGAACUCCAGCACUGACCAUUUACAUGGCUCUGUUUGUGAGUAUGUUUGAGUUUAAUCCAUGUCAGCUGAGUCUGGGUUCCUGACGUGCACCAGAUAAGGACUGCUGGUUGCUGAUGCCUCUUUGGCUUUUUAUCUCGCUUUUAUUCCCACUCCCCCCUCCUUAACUGUAGCUUUGAGGUGACACAAACACUGUUGAUAGGAGAAACUCUUAACGUGCUUGUGCUGAAGUCUCACCUGGUGCACAAUGCCUGCUGCUUACCGCAGCUUUCGAUGCAGUGUGCCAUGGCUGAUCCUCUCUCUGGAAGCUGCCUUCAUCGUCCUCUUUUACUUCUUGUUCUCAGAUGUGGGUGCAGGAAUUCAUUAUGCAGCCCUGCAGGAUGUCAGCCACGUGCUGGUUUUUGGCUUUGGCUUUUUCCUGAUGUUUUUGAAGCGAUACAGUUUUAGCAGCGUGGGAUUCAACCUCCUGAUCAUCGUCCUUGGUGUCCAGUGCUCCAUCCUGAUGGAAAAUGUACCAGUUCUCCUGAGUGACAGAACACUGGAAGGCAGCCUGAGCAGCAUAGUGCAAGCUGCUAUGAGCAUGGUUGCUGUGGUCAUCUCCAUUGGAGCUGUUCUUGGGAUGAUUAAUCCCAUGCAAUCAAUUGUGAUGACAAUUGUAGAGAUCAUAGUUUUCUGUAUGAGCAGAUGGAUCAACGAGAACAUCCUGGAGGUUUCAUACCACGUGAGCAUGAUGCACGUUCACUUGUUUGGGGCAUACUUUGGUCUGGCUGUAUCCUCACGUUUCUCUGAGCCAUCACCAAGGUCUGACAAGAAUGCAAGUACUUCACAAUCGGACUUGUUGGCAAUGUUGGGCACUCUCUUUCUCUGGGUGUUCUGGCCAAGCUUCAAUUCUAUACUGGCACUGGAAAAGAAUAAAGCAAUCCUCAACACCUGCUUAGCACUUGCAGUGAGCGCCGUAACUGCCUUUGCCUUGUCUGGUCUGACCACAAAGGAUGGCAAGUUCAGAAUGUCCCAUAUCCACAGGGCAGCAAUGGCUGGUGGGGUGACUAUUGGUUAUGCAGCAAGCAGCAUCAACUAUCCCUGGAUUGCAAUGAUUUUGGGUCUGCUUGCUAGUGUGAUAAGCAUAUUGGGAUCCUUCUGUUUACAGAGUUGCUUCAACCCUCCUCUCAAGAUUCACGAUGCAUCUGGAGUUCAUUUCACGUUUGGUUUGCCUGCUGUGCUUGGAGCUCUUGCCCAGGUUGUUUUCUUUGUAAUGGAAAUCCAGACUACGUUACCGAGCAUUGGUUACCAGGUCAUAUUGAACAUCGGGGCUUUCUGUUUCACCAUCAGCACUGCCUUGAUUGCAGGCCUUAUUACAGGUUUAAUCCUAAACCUCAAACUGUUGAAGCCCACCCCUGUCUCCAAGUACUUUGACGACCAGAUGUACUGGGAGUUUCCUCAUUUGGCUGUUGGAUUUUGAGUGGAUGAAACCAAAAAGACCUGACUGAGAUCUGUAUUUAUCGCCUGAGAGAAUGAGUAACUACGAUGAAACAGCACUUAAUUAUCAAUUAACACACUUAAAAAAGCAUUCCCAAUGGACACGUGAAAAGUCUGCAAUAAAACGUUCAUUAUUCCUGAACAAUCAGGACAUAUAUUUACAGAUGGAGAAAUGUAUAAUCCAUUUUCUUCUGUUUUGAUAAUUUUACCUUAACUAUUUUUGUAGUAUAUGUACAGAAAGCUGCUGUCAUGGCUUAUCAAUUAAAAGGUGUGGAAGCUUUUAAAGCUGUAUUUAGUUCAAAUGUGCGCAGUGCACUUACUCUGAUCCAGCGCAGUGCUGAAGUUCUUGUUUAUAAUUUAAUUUAUAUAUAUAUAUCGAAGGCCUUGUUAAGCAGAGAUUUGAUGACUGAGAUGGAACUCCACGCUGUGCCAGAAUGAACUCAUAUUAUCUCUAUAAAGAAAAACCUGUUGUUGGCUCAGCCUAUUUGGAAGAUCUGAUGGCAAGAAAUGACGAGCAGAACCCCCUGGGUUUCUACUGGGGGGGCAGCCAACCUGGCAAUGAUUCCUUGAGUACUGCCAGCUAAAGGCCUUCCUUUUGAUUUGAAUGAGGUAAAGCAGAUUCCUGCUCGUAGAGUACUCCAGCUGAGACAUGCAGGGGCUUCGGUGCUCAGAGGAUGCUGUGAAAACAUGUUUUUAAGUGGAUGUUGGUCUUAAUUUUUUUCUUCAUUUCAAAUUAGUUGAUGGUUUUUUUUUUUUUCUAACUGCUUACAUAAUUAAAGAAGUGGACCCUU